GAACUUGCAAGGACAAAUACCUCUCCACACGCUCAAAAUGUCAGACACUGAAAUGAACGGCGGUGUCGCACUGGACGCAGCUUCCCCUACGCACUCGCAGCUUGCCGACAAAAUCAACGGAGGCGCAAUGGACGUCAAAUCGCCCAACUUGAACGCGGCACUUUCAAUCGCAGACUCGACUGCGACAAGUCGACUACCGAUCACCGUUGACAAGCCUACACCUUUUACGUUCGACCUGGGAAAUCUUCUCGCCAACGAUCCAAAUCCUGUUUCCGCCGAGGCAGACGAAAAAACACUCGCCGCCACAGCCCGCGAUGCAGCCCAAGCCCUGAUAAACCAACUCCUCUCGACCUGCGAAAUCAAGUCCACCUCCGAAGGUGUCCACCUCGUUCUGCCCGCGCCAACCACUCAACUACCCCGCGAGAAGCCUAUUCCCGCCGCAAAGGAGCCGACCACUUGGGAGCGCUUUGCCGCGAAGAAGGGUAUCAAAGACAAGAGGCGUGACGGCAAGAUGGUCUACGACGAUGCGACCGGAGAAUGGGUACCCAAGUGGGGUUACAAGGGCAAGAACAAGGAUGGCGACAACCAGUGGCUUGUGGAGGUCGAUGAGAAGAAAGAGGCAGAGACGGGUGAGGCUCAUGACCAGCGGGCGGAUGGCAGGAGAGAGAGGAAAGAGAGGAUCAGGCGGAACGAGAGGAAGCAGCGCGCGAACGACUCCAAGUCCCGAAAGACUGGUGCCUAAGGUGGAGCGAUUGAGGCGGUGGAGAUUUUACAGAUGAACUAGGCUUUCAUGAUUUGCAUUGGGCGGCGUUAAAAUCUUAGGAUGUGUCCACGUCUAGCGGCGUUCGAGGUCAAAAGUAAGGGUACAUAUCCGUUUCGAGUCUACGGGUGCGGUCAGAGACAAACAAUUCAGUCAAGCACCAUGUCGAGAACAUAAAAUCUUCAAAUGUUAAAGUGUCAUGGUAUUGAUGGCCUCAAAUGCUGAUUUGGGUGCCUUUUGCUGCUACUGCCGAUGGCUCUUGGCUACAGCACUACGGGGCUAGACAAGUGACUGGAGAUAGAGGAAAUUAAGUAACUGUGUUGUAGUAAGUAGAGAAACAAAAAAGUGGAU
This is a messenger RNA of Cucurbitaria berberidis CBS 394.84, 1111 nucleotides long. RefSeq names its product RRS1-domain-containing protein. The record is from RefSeq and is a predicted model, not a curated record. Gene Ontology annotation, biological process: ribosome biogenesis; endonucleolytic cleavage in ITS1 to separate SSU-rRNA from 5.8S rRNA and LSU-rRNA from tricistronic rRNA transcript (SSU-rRNA, 5.8S rRNA, LSU-rRNA); ribosomal large subunit export from nucleus. The coding region runs from base 38 to 742 and encodes 234 amino acids. The transcript is spliced from 2 exons. Lineage: Eukaryota; Fungi; Ascomycota; Dothideomycetes; Pleosporales; Cucurbitariaceae. Gene Ontology annotation, molecular function: protein binding. Gene Ontology annotation, cellular component: preribosome, large subunit precursor; nucleus; nucleolus.